Molecule: messenger RNA, 1212 nt
Organism: Exophiala bonariae
Lineage: Eukaryota; Fungi; Ascomycota; Eurotiomycetes; Chaetothyriales; Herpotrichiellaceae
Exons: 2
Coding region: 1-1212 (403 amino acids)
Molecular function (GO): protein binding
Source: RefSeq, a predicted model, not a curated record
AUGCAGGAGCGAAGUUCGAGCGGAAAGCACGGCCACCUCUCGACUAGACCUGAGAAGGAUGCUGAAAGCCGACAGCUUGCAAGUGUAGCAGCUAGUUUCGCAGUAUCGAUUGUAAACGAUAAGGAGAAUAUCGAUCCUUCAAGGCUAGUAGCCGACCGCAAAUCAAUGAUUGUCCACGACGAUGCAGAGGCGACUCCCAUUAUCAAACAUGGUUGUAGCAGCCUUGGCCUCCGAGAACCUCUGGGACGGCCCACAAAUGAAGGGGACGAUUCUGAUUUCAAUCCCCAGGACAAGUGUCUUGAGAUCAGAUCAACCCCUGAUCGUGGGCUUGCGGUCUUUGCAAGCCGCAAAAUCAAGGCGGGAACUCUGAUCCUUUCAGAGCGAUCACUGAUCACACUUUGUAAAGAAGAAGAGGACGACCACGCCGCAAUCGAGCGCGAGUUCUCAAACUUAUCUCGCUCAAACCAGAAGAUAUACCUGAAGCUCUUCGAUGCCGAGAAGUCGCGCAUGUCACGAGUUGCUUCCAUAUACUACAGCAAUUGCUACAACCUUGACAGUCUCACUCCCGAUGGGAGAGGAGGUUCUGCGCUGGGCAACAUGGCGAGCAGGUUGAAUCACUCAUGCAUUGCAAAUGCUCAAUUUUCCUACGAUUUCGACCGGAAACAACUGAUGUUCUAUGCCAUCAGAGACAUACCACGUGGAAGAGAGGUCUGCAGCAAUUAUGAGAAGAAUGUCUUCGAAGCUGCCAUCAAAAGGAUGCAAAAGCUUCGAAUGUACUAUGCUUUUGACUGCCGUUGCGAGGCAUGCGAAGGAGUGCAGAAGAAUGAAUUCUGGGGCAGAAGCGACGAAAGACGCAAGGCUAUGCUAUAUGCAUUCAAGCAGGUCCAGACAUGCGAUAAAGCUUUCCUCAAUCAGCAGGCCGAGAAUAUCCGGUCAAACCAGGAGCUCAAAGAUAAAGUCAUCGACGAGGCUAUUUCGGCUUUGACGAGGCUGGAAGCGCUUCUCCUCAAGGAAUGCCUAACUGGAAUCGUGUUGGCUAACACUUGUCGCAGUCUAUCAAAAUGGUGCGAAAGGAAGCAGCGACUUGUUGAGGCAGCCAAGUGGAAAGAGAAGGAACUGCAGAGUUGCGAAAUGGGCCUGGGUAGUCACGCCUAUCGUACUAGAGAAGCUGCAAAGAAGCUAGCAGAAUUGGGGAACCAGCUUCCAAUAUAG